AUGUCGACCCAGCACCGUCCCGGAGGCUACUGGAGUGCCGUCAAUCCAAUCCCGACCAUCCAGAAAUUCAUAGAAGGCCUUGACAGGGAGAAGAAGGAGCGCGACCGGCAGAUCGACGAGGAGAUCCGCCGCAAGAAGCAGCAGAAGAAAGAAGGCAAAGAGCCGGUGGGCCGUGAGGGUGAAAAGCCAUCCAAACGACCUGUCCGGAGGGUGACGGAUCCGACCACAGGCAAAGAGAUACAGAUCGAGGAUGUUGGCAAGGAUUUUAUGAAGGAUGUCCGGGAUCCAAAGCUUACAGUCCCCAAUGCCAACGUGGGCAAGCCCACGCCUAUCAAGACAGAUCCUCGCCAGGAUUUACGGGAGUACAAGUACAACCAGGACGUCACCUCUCCCCCAGACCCCAUUGCCGACGGCACUACGACCGACGUGCCGAUUCAUGGCGAGAGAACGAACAUCCUGUUCCAUCCGACUCCCUCCAUUACUUACCAGCCCAUGUUUGACCAGUUGGAGAGGCGUGCCUAUGGCAUUUGUGGGGGCAUGGUUAUUGCCAUAAUCACUCUGGGAAAAAUGUUUGGAGGCUCCUUCUGGGGCCUUUUGCCGCUAUCCUUCUGUCUCGCAUCGGGCGUGUUUCUCUGGAUGAAGGAGGUCGUCCGAAGUGGCAGGGAACUGGAGUGGAGCAGCGAGCAACUGAGGGGCGAAACUGCCACUGCUAAUCUCUUGCCCGAAUCAGUGGAAUGGAUGAACGCCUUUCUCAGCGUCAUAUGGGGUUUGCUGAAUCCCGAGAUGCUGGCAGGGGUGGCCGACACGAUCGAAGAUGUCAUGCAGGCCUCGGUUCCGGGAAUGAUCGAGAACGUCCGCAUUGCAGAAAUCGACCAGGGUAAUAACCCGAUCCGGAUCCUCAGUGCUCGAUCUCUUCCCGACGGCCAUGUCCAGCACCUGAAGGACAAUAUCCGCAGAGAGAACCAGAAGAAGAAUAAAGACCCUCAAGAAGCCGCUGCGGCCGAGGAAGGCUGUGACUGCUACAACCUCGAAGUCUCCUUCGCCUACCAUGCGAGGCCCAGCGGAGAGAGCACGUCUUCAAAGGCGCGGAACAUGCACAUGCACCUGGUGUUCUAUCUCGGAGUCAAGGGCCUCUUCGGGGUGCCUAUUCCCAUUUUCGCGGAAUUGAUCGAGCUGGUGGGAACGUUGCGGAUCCGACUGGAGAUGACGCCUCAGCCGCCGUUCGCCAAAUCGAUGACGUUCAGUUUUAUGGGGCUGCCACAUCUGCGCGCGGGCUGCGUUCCGCUGGUAAAGGGAGGAAUCAACAUCCUGAACCUUCCGGUGAUCUCCAACUUCGUCAACUACGCCAUCGGCGCAGCCGCCAGUCUCUACGUGGCCCCGAAAUCGAUGACCUUGGAUCUCAGCCGGAUGCUGAAAGGCGACGAUAUCGAAAAGGACACACCGGCGUUGGGCGUCAUGUGGAUCCGCAUCCAUCGCGCGAUCGGACUGAGCAAGCAGGACCAAAGGGGCAGCAAAGGCGGCGGCAGCGAUCCUUACAUCAACCUGUCGUUCUCCAAGUACCGCAAGCCCAUGUACUGCACGCGGGUCAUCACGGACGAGCUCAAUCCGGUCUGGGAGGAGUCGGCCGCACUGCUCGUCACGCCGGAACUCAUCAAGGCGGAUGAGCAGCUCAGCGUCGAACUGUGGGACUCGGACCGCAACACGGCCGACGACAUCGUCGGCAAGGUGGAGCUGUCGAUGCAGCAGAUGAUCCAGCACCCGGGGAAGAUGUACCCGCAAGUGUCGAAACUUCAGGGCAUGGACGAAGGCAGCCGCAUGCCGGGCGAGCUGCACUGGGAGGUCGGCUUCUUUGGGAAACCCAAAUUGCGACGCGAGCUGCGGACGGACGGGAAGAACAAGGAGCUUCCAGAGACGCUCCGCGGGGAUCCUAGCCUGCAAGACGAGAAGGGAGUCAUCACCACCGAGGAGGAAGACGCCGUCGAACACACGCCUCCGGAUCCGCUCUGGCCCAGUGGCAUCUGCAGCAUCGUCGUCCACCAGAUCGUCAACCUGCAGCUGGAGGAUAUCAAAGGAAGCAAAGGAAACCGCAAGGGCCAGGAAUACGAGCCUGCCAGGGACUGCGGAGAGAACACUGAGGAGCAGGGGAAGAAUCUGCCUACGAGCUACUGCACGAUCUUGCUGAACGACCAGCUGGUGUAUCGGACUCGUGCCAAAGCAGUCAGCAGCAAGCCGUUCUUUAAUGCAGGCACGGAAAGAUUCGUGCGCGACUGGCGAUCUGCGAUUGUCACGGUCACGGUCCGGGACCAGCGCUAUCGUGAGCACGAUCCCAUUCUCGGGGUUGUGUCGCUGAAGCUGUCGGAGAUCAUGAAGACGAGCUCCCAGGUGACACGAUGGUACCCUCUAGAGGGCGGGAUCGGAUUCGGACGCAUCCGGAUUUCGCUGCUGUUCCGCAGCGUCGAGACGAAGCUGCCGCCCAACAUGCUCGGAUGGGAUGUUGGAACGUUCGAGGUCACCUCUGACCGGAUCACGGCGAAGAAGUACCCGCACCAGGCCAAGAUCCGGCUUCGUACGGGCGGCAGCUCGGGGCGGAUUCCGCGGUCGGUGUGCCGCCGGGAAGAUGGCGGGAGCUAUUAUUUCGACCUGUCGCAGGGCUCGAAGGUGCGGUUGCCGGUUCGGUACCGGUAUCGCUCACCGGUGGUGUUUGAGUUCCACGUCGCCAACAAGAGAGGCGCGGCAGCGUACGCGGUGCUAUGGCUGCAGCAUCUGGUGGACAACGAGAACACGCCAAUCGAUCUGCCGAUCUGGACGACGAAGCGCGGCAAUCGCCUGACGCAGAACUACAUCACGGAGCAGAACUGGCGGGAGCUGAAACUGGACACGCUGCAGGACCUGACGGAGGUGGGCCGUCUCCAGUUCACGGCGCGGUUCUCCGCCGGCAUGGACGAGUCGCACAGGCGGUUCGUCGUGGACAACAACAGUCGCGAGACGUACGAGACGUGGGAGGCGUGUAUCUCGGAGGGGCUUCGGUCAAGGGAAGUGUCUGUCGAGACGCCGCAGGUCGUCCAGGAGCAGAAGUCGGCGGAUGACAGCAAGCGCAGCGGCACCUCUGGGGAAGAGACGCGGCAAGAGGUGCAGGCCUCUGAUGAACGACGAAAGACGACAGACGAACCUGCUGCCAAUCCUCCAGUGGACAAGCCGGAGAGAAAUGACGGUGACGGAGCAAGAAACGAUAACCAGAAGAACGACCACCCAGACUCACCCCGCGGCUCAGAAUCAUCCAGGGACGACAACAACGACAACAACAACACGACCAGCCAGGACUCAUCCUCCUCAUCUUCCUCCUCCUCUUCCUCCUCCUCCUCACCGCAGGAAACCACCCCCAUCCGCACAGGCAACAAAGCAAACAAGCGAAGCGAACGGCGCAAACAGCGGGGGAUGAUGCAAUGGAAGCCGGUCCGGAACGCGGUCUUUGCGCGGGACGAGGCGCGGUUCGCGCUGCACAAGGUCAAGAAGAGGAUGGGAUGGAUGC
Molecule: messenger RNA, 3529 nt
Organism: Rasamsonia emersonii CBS 393.64
Lineage: Eukaryota; Fungi; Ascomycota; Eurotiomycetes; Eurotiales; Trichocomaceae
Product: C2 domain protein
Exons: 5
Molecular function (GO): lipid binding
Source: RefSeq, a predicted model, not a curated record